AGACCGGACGUGGCGCGAGCCGGGAGCGGCGAGGGGAGAAGGCGCAGUUCGCGGCGGCCGGCGGGGACACGGCGGCGGCGGGAGAGGGGCCCGGGCGGCUGUCCGCGCCCUGUGCAUCCCGGCGCGCGCCGCGCGGCCUCCCGGAGCGAUGCGAUUGCAGGUCCAGUCUCAGAAAUCCUGGAUUGAAGGAGUGUUCAACAAAAGAGAAUGCAACAAAAUCAUACCCAGCUCUAAAGACCCUCACAGAUGUACGACAGGAUGCCAGGUCUGCCAGAAUUUAAUCAGGUGUAACUGUGGACGAUUGAUUGGAGACCAUCAUGGGAUAGAUUAUGCCUGGACCAUCUCAGCUGCCAGGGGUAAUGAAAAUGAACAGUGGUCUGUUGAAAAACACACAACGAAAAGCCCUACAGAUACCUUUGGGACUAUUAAUUUCCAAGAUGGCGAGCAUACCCACCACUCCAAGUAUAUUAGAAUUUCUUAUGAUACAAAGCUGGAUCAUCUGUUACACUUAAUGUUGAACGAGUGGAAGAUGGAACUGCCAAAGUUGGUGAUCUCUGUCCACGGGGGCAUCCAGAACUUCAAGAUGCCUUCCAAGCUUAAAGAGAUCUUCAGCCAAGGGUUGGUCAAAGCUGCAGAGACAACGGGAGCAUGGAUAAUAACGGAGGGCAUUAAUACUGGCGUGUCCAAACAUGUUGGGGAUGCCCUGAAAGCCCAUUCCUCCCAGUCCUUGAGAAAAAUCUGGACAGUUGGAAUCCCUCCUUGGGGUGUCAUUGAGAACCAGAGAGAUCUUAUUGGAAAAGAUGUUGUGUGCCUGUACCAGAUACUGGGCAACCCCCUCAGCAAGCUCACCACACUCAACAGCAUGCACUCCCACUUCAUCCUGUCUGAUGAUGGGACCCUGGGAAAGUAUGGAAAUGAGAUGAAACUCAGGAGGAACCUGGAGAAGUACCUCUCUCUGCAGAAAAUACACAGCAGCUCGGGGCAAGGCGUGCCCGUGGUCGGGCUGGUGGUGGAAGGGGGCCCCAAUGUCAUCCUCUCCGUGUGGGAGACGGUGAAGGACGAAGACCCCGUGGUGGUGUGUGAAGGCACGGGCCGGGCGGCCGACCUCCUGGCCUUCACCCACAAACACCUGGCAGAUGAAGGGACCCUGCGUCCUCAGAUGAAGGAGGAGAUCAUCUGCAUGAUUCAGAACACUUUCAACUUUAGUCUUAAACAAUCCAAGCACCUGUUUCAAAUUUUAAUGGAGUGUAUGAUGCACAGGGAUUCUAUCACCAUAUUUGAUGCUGAUUCUGAGGAGUCACAAGACCUUGAUUUAGCAAUCCUGACAGCUCUGCUAAAGGGCACAAAUUUAUCAGCAUCUGAGCAAUUAAAUCUAGCAAUGGCUUGGGAUAGAAUGGACAUUGCCAAGAAACAUAUUCUAAUUUAUGGACAACAUUGGAAGCCUGGCUCACUGGAACAAGCAAUGUUAGAUGCUUUAGUAAUGGAUCGAGUAGAUUUUGUGAAGCUUUUAAUAGAAUAUGGAGUGAACCUGCAUCGCUUUCUUACUAUCCCCCGACUGGAAGAGCUCUAUAAUACAAAACAAGGACCUACUAAUAUGCUCUUGCAUCAUCUUGUCCGAGAUGUAAAACAGCACGCUGUCCUCUCAGGCUACAAAGUAACACUGAUUGACAUUGGACUGGUAAUAGAAUACCUCAUUGGUGGAGCAUAUCGCAGCAGCUACACGAGAAAAAGCUUCAGAGCCUUCUACAAUAACCACUACAGAAAACAUAAGCGAGUGACCAGUCUUGCUCAAAGCCUUUCUCAGCACCCUCUUCACCGGAGACAUCUCUCAGGAAAUAGAAAUGAAUCUGCAGAAAGCACGCUGCAUUCCCAGUUUAUUAGAACUGCCCAGCCUUACAAAUUCAAGGAAAAGUCUAUGGUACUUCAUAAAUCAAGGAAGAAGUCAAAAGAAGAAAAAAGUGUAUCAGAUGACCCUGAGUCUACUGGCUUUAUUUACCCUUACAAUGACCUGCUGGUUUGGGCUGUGCUAAUGAAAAGGCAGAGGAUGGCCAUGUUUUUCUGGCAGCAUGGAGAAGAGGCCACAGCUAAGGCCGUGAUUGCUUGUAUACUCUACCGAGCCCUGGCCCGCGAGGCCAAGGAGAGCAGCAUGGUGGAUGACACCUCAGAAGAGCUAAAGAAUUACUCAAAACAGUUUGGCCAGCUGGCCCUGGACGUGCUGGAGAAGGCAUUCAAGCAGAAUGAAAGAAUGGCUAUGAAACUGCUGACCUAUGAACUCAAGAACUGGAGCAAUUCCACCUGCUUGAAGCUGGCCGUGUCUGGAGGACUGCGGCCCUUCGUGUCACAUACUUGUACCCAGAUGCUACUGACGGACAUGUGGAUGGGGUGCCUGAAGAUGAGGAAGAACUCUUGGUUAAAGGUCAUUGUAAGUAUUCUUUUACCACCCACCAUUUUGACAUUGGAAUUUAAAAGCAAAGCAGAGAUGUCGCAUGUUCCGCAGUCCCAGGACUUCCAGUUUGCGUGGUAUUAUGGUGACCAGAACUCCAGCAGUGCCAAGGAAAGUGCUUGUACGAAAGACUGUGAUUUGGAAAGACCCCCUGAUGAGAAACUAGAUGAAAAUCAGCACUUUGACAUAAACAGUGGUCCCCAAAGCCUUCCAUGGACCAGAAAAGUCUAUGAGUUCUACAAUGCUCCGAUUGUCAAGUUUUGGUUUUAUACGGUGGCAUACCUGGCAUUCCUCAUGCUGUUCACUUACACUGUGCUGGUGGAGAUGCAGCCCCAGCCCAGUGUGCAAGAGUGGCUCGUUGUCAUUUACAUCUUCACCAACGCCAUCGAGAAAGUCAGGGAGGUCUGUAUUUCAGAACCUGGAAAGUUCACUCAAAAAGUGAAGUUAUGGAUUAGUGAGUACUGGAACCUAAUAGAAACUGUGGCCAUUGGCCUGUUUUCAGUUGGUUUUGGCCUCCGGUGGGGUGACCCUCCUUUCCACACAGCGGGAAGACUAAUAUAUUGCAUAGACAUCAUAUUCUGGUUCUCAAGGCUCCUGGACUUCUUUGCUGUGAAUCAGUAUGCAGGUCCGUAUGUGACCAUGAUUGCAAAAAUGACAGGAAACAUGUUCUACAUUGUCGUCAUGAUGGCCAUCGUGCUGCUGAGCUUCGGGGUGGCGCGCAAGGCCAUCCUUGCUCCAAAGGAGCCUCCAUCAUGGAGGCUGGCUCGAGAUAUCGUGUUUGAGCCGUACUGGAUGAUUUAUGGAGAAGUCUAUGCUUCCGACAUAGAUGUCUGUUCGAGCCAGCCGUCUUGCCCUCCCGGCUCCUUCCUCACUCCGUUCCUGCAAGCCGUCUACCUCUUCGUGCAGUACAUCAUCAUGGUGAACCUGCUGAUCGCUUUCUUCAAUAAUGUGUACUUAGAUAUGAAAUCCAUUUCAAAUAAACUAUGGAAAUACAAUCGUUAUCGCUACAUCAUGACUUACCACGAGAAGCCAUGGCUGCCCCCACCUUUGAUCCUGCUGAGUCACGUUUGUCUCCUCCUUCGCCGUCUUUGCCAUCGUCAAGCUCCAAAUGACCAAGAAGAGGGCGACGUUGGACUAAAACUCUACCUGAGUAAGGAGGAUCUGAAAAAGCUUCAUGAUUUUGAAGAACAAUGUGUGGAAAAAUACUUCCAUGAGAAGGGGGAAAGGCUGAAUUGUAGUUGUGAGGAAAGAAUCCGAGUAACAUCGGAAAGGGUUACAGAUAUGUACUUCCAACUGAAAGAAAUGAAUGACAAGGUGUCUUUUAUAAAGGACUCCUUACUGUCUUUGGACAGCCAGGUGGGGCACCUGCAGGACCUCUCUGCCCUGACAGUGGAUACUCUAAAAAUCCUUUCUGCUGUUGACACCUUACAAGAGGAUGAGGCUCUCCUGGCCAACAGAAAGCAUUCUACGUGCAGAAAACUUCCCCACAGCUGGAGCAAUGUCAUCUGUGCAGAGGUUCUAGGCAGCGUGGAGAUCCCUGGGGAGAAGAAAUACCAGUAUUAUAGCAUGCCUCCUUCUUUGCUGCGGAGUCUGGCCCGAGGCCAGUAUCCACCAAGAGUGCAGAGGAGGCCACUUCUUGAGAUUACAGACAGUCAGAGAGAGGCUUUAAAUGUAAGAGAGGACCAGAAAGAGCAAGAGACAGAAAAUAGUAUAGUUCCCUCUGGGGUGUCCCUUCACAGGCAAACAUAUCCAAAGUACGGCCAGUUUCUCCUGGUCCCAUCUUAUCUAAAGCAAGUUCCUUUUUCUGCAGAAAUGGACUUGCCUCUGUCCAGACCAUCUCUGGAAGCAGGUACAGAUGUGCUGACCACUGAACAGGUUACUCAGGGGGAGGACCCCAUUCAUCUGUCUUGGCACACCCCAGUUGUCCAAUCCCAGGGCUCCAUGUCUGGACCCAAGGAGCAGUACAAGUCAGUUGCUCAGAUACUAGCCAGACAAGACCAGGGGGAGCAAGUUCUACCCACUCUGAUUGGUACACCGGCACCUGUGAAAGUGACCUCCCUCCCUUCCCAAGCCGAGAGCCUGCAAACUGGAGGUGGAUAUGUGAACUGGGCAUUUUCUGAAGGGGAUGAAACUGGUGUGUUUAGCAUCAAGGGAAGAUGGCCAUCCUGCUGGGGCUCCACUUGUAACAGUGACUCUGAUCAGAGUGGACAAUGCCAGAGGCGGGUCCGGGCCAGAUCCCUGUCUGACAGCUCAACAGGACUGGCCCGGAGUAGUGAUUCCUCCGAGGUGGGACCGUGGCUCCAGCCGAACACGUCCUGUUGGAUCAAUCCUCUCUGCCGAGACAGGGCCUACAUUAGGAGUCAUAGUUUGAGAUUCCACAAGGAGGAGGAACCGAGGAUCUAUAAGAUUAAAAAUCUUUCAAGAUCCUCAGAGAUAGGGGAGUCAGCAUGGACUAAAGCAAAAAUGCUACUCAAGGACAGGAGAUUGUCGAAGAAAAAGAAGAAAACAGAAGGAUUACAGGUGCCAGUCAUAACAGUCAACACUUGCUCUCAAAGUGACCAGUUGAUUUCAGAGCCAGGAGGAAAUAACAUCUCAGUAGAAGAGGACUGCAGCAGGAACUGGCUCACAGUAUCCAAAUUUAGUCAGAUAAGUCUGGAACCUUACAUAUAUCAGAAAAUGAAAACUAAAGAAAUUGAACGGCAUGCUGUACAAGUUAGCGAUUAUCUAAAACAGUCUCAAGAGGAUCUGAGCAAAAGCUCUUUGUGGAAUUCCAGGAGCGCCAACCUCAAUAGAAAGGGCAUGUUGAGAAGUUCAAAUGGAGCUGACAAAAUCUCAGCCUCCUUAAAGAGCCCUCAAGAGUCCCACCAUCAUUAUUCAGCCAUUGAAAGAAACAACUUAAUGAGGCUCUCACAGACCAUACCAUUCACACCCAUCCAGCUGUUCGCCGGAGAAGAAGUAACUGUCUACAGGCUGGAGGAGAGUUCCCCUCUGAAUCUUGAUAAAAGCAUGUCUUCCUGGUCCCAGCGAGGGAAAGCAGCCAUGAUCCAGGUGCUGUCCCGAGAGGAGAUGGACGGGGGCCUGCGCAAAGCCAUGAGAGUCAUCAGCACUUGGUCUGAGGAUGAUGUUCUCAAGCCUGGGCACGUUUUCAUUGUGAAGUCUUUCCUUCCCGAGGUUGUACAGACCUGGCACAAAAUCUUCCAGGAGAGCACUGUGCUUCAUCUGUGUCUCAGGGAAAUCCAACAACAAAGAGCUGCUCAAAAACUGAUCUAUACCUUCAACCAAGUGAAACCACAAACCAUCCGCUACACACCAAGGUUCCUGGAAGUUUUCUUAAUCUACUGCCAUUCAGCCAAUCAGUGGUUGACCAUCGAGAAGUAUAUGACGGGGGAGUUCCGCAAGUACAACAAUAACAACGGUGAUGAAAUCGCCCCCACCAACACCCUGGAGGAGCUCCUGUUGGCUUUUUCUCACUGGACCUAUGAGUAUACUCGGGGAGAGCUACUGGUUUUAGAUUUGCAAGGUGUUGGAGAAAAUUUGACAGAUCCAUCUGUAAUAAAACCUGAAGACAAACAAUCAAGAGGAAUGGUGUUUGGACCAGCCAACUUAGGGGAAGAUGCAAUCAGAAACUUCAUUGCAAAACAUCGUUGCAACUCCUGCUGCCGGAAACUCCGACUCCCGGAUUUGAAAAGAAACGACUAUUCUCCUGGAAGGAUAAAUCCCACUUUUGGACUUGAAAUCCAAAUACAACCAGCUGAGGGGCCUCUGGCAAGGGAGAAGGGUAGUAAUUCUCCAGGAGACCUCACACGAUUGUAAGAAGGGGAGGAGGAGUGAGCAGCCAACGGCCCUACCUCCCUUCCUGGGACGAUUGGCGGAUGUAACGCUGGUGAUGUCAGCGCCUUGUGAGGAUGGCCUUGCCCUCGGGCCUCCUGGGGACAUGCUUUCUGAGCCUCCAGUCUCCCCUGGCGAGAGACCUCACUGGGAUGCCAUGAAUGGGUUCUCCUAGAUGUGGACCCAUGUGCCGGGUGCUUUGCAUGUGUUCGUCAUCCCGAGGUCCCACAGGAAGACACUUGGCUGAGUCUGCUGGGAAUACUGCCCCUUCAUACCUCACUGCUUUAGCUGGUUGCUUAGAACCCCUGGAGCAGUUUGCUGGACACCAAAGAACCAGGGAGAUGAAUUUAAUUUAUUUUCUCACUAUGUGUGCGGACUGUAGCCCCCACUGCUAUUCUUGAGGCCACCCACAUGUUGGAUUUUUGUACGUAUGCAUAUAAAAAAGCUUGACUUUUCCUUUCUCCCCUUCCAGCAGCUUAGGGCUUUGAAUAGAAACAAUAAGGAAAACAAUGGAAUGGGGUGUUUUUGCACAGAUUGGUGCAUACACCUUUACAAUCUUACCAGUAGAGAGUUAGUAUCCUGGUGAAAUCUAGAUGGGUUUGAGGUAUUGUCAGUGAAUCAUAUGAUGCCUGGACAUUUCAGGUUUCUCUGAAAGAAGGGAAAAGGGAAAUCUAAAACAAAUGCCCUUGCAUCUUUCUUUUCUUUUCUUUUUUAAGGGGAACAAGGAUAUGUAAAACUAGAAAUUAUCAAGAAGUAUUUUCCCUUCUCUUAAGCUCAGGGGCGCCACCAGUUGGAGAGUUGACUAAGCCAGCCUCCAAAACCUUACUCCCUUAUCCAAAACUGUGUAUAUCAUACUAUGGCUGAUGCUCUCUGUCAGAUCCUGUGGGGAAGGACAGAGUUUCUGAAAACAUGCUUCUAAGGUGUUUGCUUUAUUCCAGUGCAAAGUUCUGGUGGCUUAAAGAGUGCAGUUAUGUGUAUUUUAAGUACAGCCUGAGAACAUGUAAUCGAUUCUAGGGACCCGAAGGGAGGUCCCUGGAACCCUGACCACACAGAAUGUUUGGGGACCAGUCAUCCCUCUUCUGGGCCCACCCUGCCUCAGAACCAGCAAGAGCUUUCCACACGAGGAGGAGAUGGAGGGCUGGGAGUCCUCACCCUCUCCCCCUGCAUCACCUUUUCUCAUUAUAAGGUGUCUACCAGCAGCAAACUCCUGGGUUUGAAAAAUGUCAGCUUGUCUUUAUCCUUAGCCCGUAUGUUAGCUGGCUUGCUUUUUAAACCAACAGUCCCACAUUCUUAGGUUAUGCUUCAGGGACAGUGUUGCCCAGGCAGAGGGGGACAGAAAGCCGUGGAUUUAGUUUGCCAAGGACACUGUUUGACUCUUGUAAGUGUGAGUUGCACAGGCUCUAGUUCAUACCCCUUUUAUUUUGGUCUUCCAGGUGUCAGGGGGCAGGAAAUUUGGGUGAUUUCCUGGUUGACAAUGAGAAUAAAAUGUUAAUGCUUUCUUCAGACCUUAACUGCUUUAUCCUAUUCUGCAAAUCGGUAAGGGAUUUGUUGGUACUCAUUUCAGUGCUGUCUGUGUUCAACUAUGGAAAGAAGCAAUUUGCCUCUCCAAGGGCUAAGCUAAAAGCAUUUAUUCUCUGGUCAAAUAUUUGUUACCUGGAAUGGAACUUGAAAACAAAUACAUUUCGAUUUCAAAUUUCUAUUUUGUGCACUUCUCUCUUUAAAAAAAAAAAAAAUCACCAGAAUGACAUUUUAAAACGAUGAACUGCUGAACAAAGGUCUCUGUGGGAUUGCUUGCAUGCACAUACUGAUGUGACAAUCUCGACUUCAAGUGAUCCAUGACCACAAAAGGGUGGGGUGUUCAUUCAUUCAUUUGGUCAGUUUUAUUCAACAGAUAUUUACUAAAUGCCCUCUCUGUACUAUGUGAGUGAUGAGGAUGCAGUAAACACACCAUUUCUUUGCCCUUGAGAAGCUUUGUAUCUCACGUUUCUUUUCUCUUUGGUUCCAAGUUUGGAUUUCUUGUUAGUGCUAAAAAAAAUGUGACUUCUGGGGAAAUGAUGAAUCCAGAGAUGUCUCCAUGCCCUGUCUGCCAGUGGGCAGAAAGUUCAGACUGGGAUAAGAGAAUUAGGGCAAAUAAGACAGCUGGGGCUGGUUUUAGGAACCACAGAGGAAAACCGGACUUGGUGAGACCUGAAUCUGGAGGCCAGGAAACCAGCUAAGUUCCCGGGACUCCUUUCUAAAGGCAUCCUGUGUGCGGGCUGCCGUUCCUGGAGUGGCUGCUGCCCUGUGAUCUCUUAAAGCUUCUGACAACUCUUGGGAAUGAGAGACAGUUUGGGGUGUUUCUCACCCUGUUAUAACUUUCUGUGGCUUUCCA
Molecule: messenger RNA, 8642 nt
Organism: Manis javanica (Malayan pangolin)
Lineage: Eukaryota; Metazoa; Chordata; Mammalia; Pholidota; Manidae
Gene: TRPM6
Product: transient receptor potential cation channel subfamily M member 6
Biological process (GO): protein phosphorylation; protein tetramerization; metal ion transport
Cellular component (GO): apical plasma membrane; plasma membrane
Molecular function (GO): protein serine/threonine kinase activity; ATP binding; monoatomic cation channel activity
Source: RefSeq, a predicted model, not a curated record